Molecule: messenger RNA, 810 nt
Organism: Linderina pennispora
Lineage: Eukaryota; Fungi; Kickxellomycota; Kickxellomycetes; Kickxellales; Kickxellaceae
Exons: 1
Coding region: 32-805 (257 amino acids)
Source: RefSeq, a predicted model, not a curated record
CACGACCGCUCCUAAUUUCCCUACUUCUUCCAUGACGCCCUUAGCACCCCUCCAUCUACUCCUUACAUUUGCCACCUUGUCUCUCGGCUCCAUGAUUGGCAGCCAGAGCAUUACACCGCACGACUACCAGAGCCUGGGCAAUGCAUUGGCCAUCUCUGCGCCCUCGUGUGGAUAUCCGUAUGCCACACUGGACAUUAGUCGAAUCACAGCAGUGCAGAAAAUGAACACCGGCUAUGAGUGCGGCACAUGCCUGCGUGUUGAGACAGACCUAUCCAACUACAUCGAGUACGGUGAGACUGUUGGGCUGCCAGGUGUCGCAAUGGCCACACACUUUGAGGCAACCACAACCAAAUUUGAAGUUCUGCCAACCACAUCCGUGUCACCGGUGCGCAGACGCCAGCAGAUAGCAAAGCGCGCCGACACAGUCCGGUAUGUCUACGUCCUGGCUGUCGAUACUGGUGGCCUGGGACUGGACAUGGCACAGGUUAGCUUUACUGCACUGUUCGGCCAGAGCAUGUCGCCAAUGCCUGCCGUGUGGUUCCCGGUUGACGGCAAGUAUUGCUCAGAUAUCUGGCGCAACUCAACAAAGAAGCAAAUGCAAGUCCCAACUUCGAUGCGCAAGAUUCCUGUACGCUCUGGCCCUUCGCAGGCUCCCGCUGAUAUCCCCCAUACGGGAACCAAUUCCGGUAGCACGGUAGAUGCACCAGUCAACACUGCCAGCUCAUUAGCUGGUGGUAUGGCGCCUACGGCUUACCUAAUGCCCUCAAUAAUGAUAGUGAUAUGCUGCGUUAUUCCUUUGCUUUAAUGAAU